This is a messenger RNA of Leishmania braziliensis MHOM/BR/75/M2904, 4527 nucleotides long. RefSeq lists its product as hypothetical. The transcript has a single exon. The record is from RefSeq and is a predicted model, not a curated record. The coding region runs from base 1 to 4527 and encodes 1508 amino acids. NCBI's taxonomy places the organism in Eukaryota, Euglenozoa, Kinetoplastea, Trypanosomatida, Trypanosomatidae.
AUGAAGACUGACGACACCGAUGCGCAGCCGCAGCAAACGUCGCGUCGCCGAGGUCGGCCAACUCUGCAGGAGUCUGUCGACGCGCUGGUGCUGGGGCAACUCCGCGCUGACGGCAUUGCCCUUCCUGCACCAAUGGAAGCUGAAUUGUGCUGGUGCGAGGAGAAUGAUGUGGACGCGGCCUCUCAAAGUACUGAGGUUGCCACAGGGGUUGCUGCACUUGGUCGAUCUGCCAUGUCCGCGGCGAAGGGAGCGAAGCGACCUAGCGAUAGUUUCUCGGGUAGGGACCGCAUCAGUGCCACCAGCGACGCUGAGGCUGACUUUGCCGUGGUUCUGCAAGAGGUGCGCACGCUGGUGCGUCACGGCCAAUCCUGCUGUGGCUGCCGUGACGACACCACCACCACGACCACAGGAGCAGCAGCGAUGUCUGCCAGUGUGGACUACCCCCGCUCUGAAUUUUCACGGGUCUCUGCGCAGCUGUCCGCGCGUCUGCCAACAACUUCGAUAUGGUUGGCACAGAUCCACGACUUCUGCGUCCUUCUUGAGGACAUGGCCGCCGCUGCUGCCGCCGGAGACGCGGACGGCACAGCCUCGGCAGAAGAGGAUCGGCCGGAGGGAGCCAACGCAGGUAUCACGGAGCGCACACCGACCUCGGUAACAUCCCUGACCCGGGAACGUGUGGUGGCAGCGCCGAAGGCGUUCUCAUUUUCUUCUGCCAACCGCUCGUCCUCCGAUGCCGCAGCGGCAGCGAACGCCAGCGACUUCUCCACUGUCGCUGAUGAGCUCUUCUCCUCCGCCGAGGAGGUGGAGGGAUCUGACGGCGGCGGAAGCGGCGAUGGCCAGCACCAUCGUUCAGAGCUGACCCCUGUGACACCUACGGCGACAGCCGUGGCUGCUGUCGUACAGACCUCCCCGAUCUCGCGCAUGACAUCGCUGGAGCACUCGGUGUCCAUCGCGCAGCCCUCUUUGUACAGCAGCCAGAGCAGCAGUGCCGCCCCUUCCUCCUUUCACGACACGUCGCGGUCCGCAGAGCCGCAUCGAGACGAGGCGGAGGCGGAGGAGAGUGCGUUGUGUGCGCCAACUCAGGCGAACCGCAGUGUGCGAGCCACCGCCGCUCUUGCAGAUGUGUGGCUGGGCGGCUUCGACUUGCCGGGGGUGCACGCAGGUGGUUGUUGUGACAUCGCUGCCUCCCCAGCUGUGGGAGCGGCGCUCAACCGCAGCGGCGCCUCCUUGGCACCAGGGCCGACCUCCACGUCGCCUGCUCAACAACACUUGCACCAGCGGCAGCAGCAAACCCCCACCCCUGGCGUACGCGCGCCUGCUGAGCGGCAUUUCCGUUCUCACGAGGCUCAGCAGAGCUGGCAACAAACACUUCAGCAGCGACAAGACGCGCUGUUGUGCCGGCGCUGUGUCCGAGUGCGUGCGGAUACACCGGAGUCACCAAUGGCGAGCUCUUCGCCAACCGCCAGCGGUGCAGCGGCGCAACGGACAUGGGCCAAAUACAUUGGGGGCGGCACAGUGGCGCCAGUGAUGGAUCACAGGGCUGCCGCUGAACACCUGCACGGCCUCUGCGGGCUGCUGCAGACUGAUUUGAUUGUCAUCAGCGCUCUGCAAGAGCUGUCGACGUUGAUGGACACCGUAUGUGUGCCACUGUCUGCCGGCAUCGCAGCUCAUGACGGCAAGGCCGCGCCACCGCCAAACGCGAUAUCCAACUUCUUUGCGGCUGCCACGCCCCUUCUGGUUUCCCUUCAGCAGCACCGCAAGAUACAGGCCCGCUCUGCACAGGAGGCCAGCAUGCUGCACGACGGCGGCAACUCGUUGGGGGUCAGCAGUCCGUCUACAGACACGUUGGCCUCCAUUUUGGACCCAUUUGUCCCCCCUGGUCGGAACGGUAGCGCGAUGACGGAUAGUGACCAAACUGGCACUGCGCCGCUGAUACUGUCCGUGCUCCACCCGCUGAGUGCCCUGGGCUACACCUCAAUGCUGCGGAGUGUGACGUCGACGGCAGUGGGCGGAUUUCUGAACGGCGAGCCUGACGGCGCUGGCGACAACCUCAGCCAUGAAGAGCAUCUCACCCGUUACACUGUUGCAGUGGCGCCGUACCUUCUCGCAUGGCAGGCAGGCGCUGCUGAGGGCGGCAACUGCGACGGCACGCCACGGCAGGAGGUGCCGCAUCGUCAUGGUUUCGUGUGCCCUGCUGAUAGGGAGGGCGCCUUACCACUAGCACGGGCGUCAUGCGCCGUGUCCUCCUCCAGACUGCCCCUACCCGUCUGGUUAUAUGUGGAGUCUCUUACAACAACGCUGUUGGAAGAGGCGCGCAAGCUAAAUGCCAUGUAUGAGCUCUACGUGCUUUUAGUGGCGGAGUCAACGCUGCAGAGCCGUCGUAGAGGUGCAAUGAAUGCUGUGUGUGCUGGCGAUAUUGCUACAGCGACCUCCAACGCGUUCUCGUCGACACCUGUGUGGCACGGUGGCACCGGCGAGACACUGAUGUCUUACGUGCGCCGCCGAGGUCGUGCCGCGUCCAUUGCCCAGGGCACCGGGAUCUUGGGCAUGGCUGUUCCACUCGACAAUGGUCUUGAAAAGUUCGUGACGCCUGUUAGCGCUCACCUGCUGAACUCGCUCGACCAGUUGGAGGGGCGUCACAUGCUGCACGGUGUGUUUCAGGAGGUGCAUCUCAGCGAUGUGGUGGCCCGCGCCCGGGCGCGUCUGGGGCAGCAGAUUGGUUCUUCUUCUGCUGAUCCACGCCGCUCGCCUUCCGCCCCAAGAGCGGACGACGAGGAGGGACUUGGCAGUUUCACCUUGCCACCAGGCACGUUGUCGCCUUCUGCACUGCGCAGCACGAGGAGUACGCGGCCGAGCAUACGUGACGUGGAGCAACGGACGUCUUCUGGGCGCGGCAGUGGUGGUGAAAACGACGGCGAUCAGACGGCAGAGCAGCAACGGCGAGGCGACAGCGACGGCGACACCACGCGGCAGCGUCGCGGACGCGCCACCGCGCGGCGCCUCAUUAACCUCUCAGGCCCAGGCCAGACACGCCACGCCAUCAUCGAGGGCUUCGUUCGCUAUCUGACUGGUGGGGAUCGGCGCCGCAGUGGUACCGCCAGCGGUGGCGACAAUAGCCCCUCUCACGGCGGUGAUCAGCGAUCCGCAGCCGAAGGUGGGGGCUCGCCGUCGCAGCAGCGUGCCUCUUCCCACGCUGCCUCACACCACCACAGUGGGCUGACGCUGGACGUGCCGCACACAUCGUCACUGCUGCAGGAGAUGGACGCGCGACUCGAGGCAGGGGCGUCAAAUGUGGUGCUCAUUCGCUCGGUAGAGCGACCGCUUCACACUAGCUCACUUCUCAACGCGCUUAACGUCGGCAAGCACCUCCCUCAUAAGCAAGCGGAGCUUUCGACACGUCACUACUUUAACGCCCGCGCCGCGACCUUCACCACGCGGCACACGCUGCCAUCGUACCCCGCCGCCUGUGUGUCGCUGGUGCAGUGUCGUUGGCAGCCCGUGUUUCAGUCCACAAUGUGCUUUUGCCCCGUGACGCGCCGCCGCUGCCUCGACCCGCUUGUCUGUGGCGCGUUGCUCCUCUGCUCCACGCUGCCACCGCAGGAGAUCAUCUACUCGGCUCCGGACCCGUCGCAGUCGUCCACACCAGCGCACAGCGUCUCGGGAGGACCAACCGAAGUGGCGGUGCCCUCCGCGACGAGUGCAACUGCCGCCGCGAAUGCAAAUCGCCAGCUCCCCAACACCAUUCGAGCGCUGCGUAGCCGCUACGAGCGGAGCACCGAGCCACCUCGACUGGCGCAGCAACGACUAACUCAAGCACCAUCGCCACGUUCCGAUCGGCCGCAGCCGCAGAGCUCUGCUGUCUCUCUUCGCACCCCUGACAUGCGAACAGGUUUGACAGGGCCUCUGGUGUCGCAGCAGCAGCAGCAACGGCAGUAUCAGCGGCUGCAGGAGCUACGCCCACCGGUGCCCCUGCUUCCGCACACCGCACUCGCCGACCCUAUCCGCAUCAUCUCUAUUUCCUCCCUCUUCCCAGCCUUUCUCCUUCGCGGGCCGUCAAUUAUGCCGGAUACAAUGACAAUUUCGCGCAUCACGACGCGCACGGCGGCGGCUCUCAAUGCCGACUCUGGCAUGCUUGCCAGCGAAGGUGAUGAGGGACGGCAGGAGGAUGAUCAGGGGGGUGGCUCCACGACAGCGACAGCGGCAGCUGCGGCAGUGGAGCCGCUCAUCAAUGACGCCUUUCAUGUCGUGCGUACUGUCACGGUGUCACCUGAGCUCCCGCUGGUGACGCGCAAUCUUCUCGCCUCGCCGGACAGGGCUUAUGCGUCGUUGCUGAACCCACCAACGCUGCUAGAGUGCGGGCACGUCGUGUCGCACAAGACGUACCUCGACCUGCGCACCACAGCACGGCGGACAAACCGCAACACGGCUGCCGUCACCGCCGCGGGCACCACCACUGUGGUUUGCUGCCCCUACUGCAGCAAGGUGACGUCGGUGAAGAAUGCCGUGACGCUGUCUUACCUUUAUUGA